GAGGCUAAGGGAUAUGUCGGCGCAGGCUCCAUUGCUAUAUGGACAACCACAUACGGCUACACCGGGAUCGGUCUUGCCGAGGAAAAUCAGCGGCUUCGUCAACAGGUGGAGCGCCUGAGCAGGCAGGCGGCAGCAUCGGUGGCAAUCCACCCGGACUUUCAAGACAUGAUCACGAACAUGGGGGGCAGCAAGGUGACCUUUCAGGUGAGGCAGAACCCGGAAGCAAUCCAGCAGGACAGUCGGGACGUGACUCAGAACAAGGCGAUGAGGGCGUUGUUCGAGGUCAUCAGCACGCAAGGCCACGAAGCGGUGAGGCUUUUCAAGGGGCUGCGGAUGUUGGUGAUGCGAGGUUUGUUGAUAACACUUCUGGCAAUCCACCCGGACUUUCGAGACAUGAUCACGAACAUGGGGGUCGUCUUUUUUAUGAUAUGCAUGCACCGGGCGCUCAUGCAGGGAAUGUCGCAGUUACAAGCAGUAAUGGCUUUACAGAUGGGCAUGGCAGCGAACCGCACAGAAGUUAUCAGACCAGGAGUUAGUGGCUCUGAGCUUCCGAAACUACCUGAACCAGAUGAUCAAGCUGCAAUAAACGUUGGUGACUGGUUGCAUGGACUGGCAGGCCCUAUGGGGGACAUCACUGACGGAAGCAGUAGAUGGUGGUCGGAAGUUUUGGUUUCGUUGGAUGCUUUCUAUGGUGACUACGUCGGGGCUUCUACUGUGAGAAAGGUUCAGCUGAAGGCGGAGGACUAUGCGACCAAGGAGCUGCGCGACUCCAAGUGGAGCAGACUGGACAAGCGUGCAGCGAGCAUGCUUUUACAGGCGGUCCCAGAGAACCUGAAGAGUGAACUGAUGGCAAACAGACUGAGCUCCACGAUAUCCAUUUUGGGACGUAUUCUUACAAUAUACCGUUCAGGGUCGGCUGCUGAAAGACAACAGGUUCUUCGUGCCCUGGAGAAUCCUGGAGGAGCAAACACCCCGGCCGACUUGGUCGAGGUACUUCGACGCUGGAUGAGGUGGCUGAAGCGGGCGCAGGAUUUGGGGUUGCAAGUUCCGGACGCAAGCAUUCUGUUGAAGGGGCUGGACACCGCAUGCAAACAACAGAUGGAGAAGAAUGGAGAGAUUAUCUUCAGGAGUAACAUGUUGCGGUACAGCCUUGACCUUGAUGCUGCGCCCAGCAUACAGAAUGUUUUGCGUUAUCAUGGCCACCUUCUGGCGGAGUUUGAGCAGUUGUCGUUUCGUGGGAGAUCGAAAUCUACAGGACCUACAUUACCUACCGUGAAGAAUGUGAGUGCCAAUGGGGAAGCAGCCGCGACUACUACACCAAAGGGGGGAACGACACCUACUACUAGCGGGAAUCCAAAGCCAUGCAAGUUCUUCUUGUCCGACACAGGAUGCCAACGGAACUCGUGCAGGUUUUCGCACGACUGGCAACAUGUGCCAAAGGAGGACCGCCACGACAAGUGCAAGAACUGUGGAGGCAAGGGACACCUCAAGAAGUUUUGCCCUAUGAAGCAGGCAACCGACGGCGGUCGCAAGGGUGAGGAAGUGCGUGGUCCUGGACAGCCCAGGGUCAAAACAGUGGCACAGGAGAGGAGAGAAGAGAGUACUACGUUUACAAGGGACACAACAGAUUCCAAUGUUACGGUACCUCCAGCUCCUCCGCAGUCUUCAUCUACUACAACGAACCCCUCAACCGAGGCAACCACACCGGCUACUUCAACGGCAAGCAAUGAGGAGCUUCUACGGAGCGCCACUCAGAUACUUAAGUUGAUGGCGGAGCAAAGCAGCGUUACUAUGCCGUCCAUGAAGAUGUUGAAGAAAGCGGUGACGGCUAUGGAGUCCCGUAUGGCUUUGGUGGAUUCAGGAGCUACUCAUCCCCUUCGGCAGGCUACGGCACCAGAGUGGCGAGGCUCUUCUGAGGUGGACGUUCUGAUAGCAGGUGACGGUGUGGCCAGGAUGAGACAAACGGAUACAGGAACGCUGCUCACAGAUCCAAUGGCGGGCAAGUCUCAAACUAUAUUGCCGGUGGGAGGAUUGGUUUCUAUCUUGGGAUACGAACUCCUCUGGACAAAGAAAAAGUGUGUUCUACGUGGUCCGGAAGGGCGAGAGAUACCUCUACGUGUGACAACUGGAUGUCCAGAAAUUGAUGAAGCCACAGCCCUUGAACUGAUUGCCAAAAUAGAAGAAGAAAAACUUCAGCAGCUUACCGAGAAGGCCAAGAUCACCCAGAGUGCUUUGAUGAGGGCUUGCAAGGUGCAGAGCUGUGAACAGUGGCAAUCCAGUAUGAAGGACUACGUCCUCAAGGGCAAGUUUGAGGAUGGGUUUCGGGCAUUGGUUUCUAUGCCAUGGCUUCGCAAUGUUCCGAGGGAGGACUUGGUGAAGGUUGUUACGGACUUGCCGGGCUCAGAGGAGGAUGCUUGGGAGAUGAUGAAGGACCUGGGCUUCAACCGGCGCUUCAGGAAGCGUUUGAUGCAUCGAGAUUGGAUUGUGAAGUUCUAUAGCGGGCGCAAGUUGGAGUCAGAUAAGAUAUUCAGGCCCUUGACGACCAACAACACUGUGGUGCUGGAUGUGGACCUCCUGAGAAACUCACAGAUGGACGUGCUGAAGCAGGGCAAGGGCAUCUUCAUGUUAAUGAUGUGGGGAGCAGCUACGGGACGCAUCGCGGGCAUCAUGUCGGCCAUUCCUAAAGAGCGAGCUGAUGAACAUCUGGUUCGAAUGAUGGCUGUGGCAGAGACAGCACGUGAAGGGAGACGGCUGAUGUGCGAGAUGACCGAUGUUCCCAACGAUGAUGUCGCCAUCGCUAUAUGGGGUUCUUCGGAGGCGGAAGAGGACUCCAGUGCUUGUGCUUUACAAAGGGGGUGGAUGAAGCAUUGGGUGGUGGAAGGCAGCCUACAGAACCUCUACUUCGAGCAAGGGGGCCUUGGACAUCCACUACGAAGGCCUACAUAUAUGGUGACCAACAUGGAUGUUACAGAGCUUCGAGGAGUUCGGGAUGAACGUGAACAAGAGAGCACAAAGGGCUCCUGGUCAGUUUGGGCACCGAUGAUGAUGCAUGUGUUGACCAGAGGCUGGAAACGAUGGAAGUUGAGACCUGGAUGGUAUCCUCGGGUGGUCAGGGCGUUGAGGGCGGUGGACAGGAAGGCUUGGGAGAGACACUUAGCCAAUGAUCAUGUUCCACAUAGGCCCGAUUGCCUACAGUGCAUACACAAUGCUACAGGAAGGCCUCAUCGGAGAUGUUUGCAUAAAGAUUGCUACGUGAUGAGUGCAGAUACACUGGGACCAGUUCGAGUGCCUGGACCGAAAGGGGAGAAAUAUGCCAUCGUUUUCACGUUUCAGUACCCCAAGCAGAAGCUUAGUCCGGAGGACGCGCCGAUAAAGGAGGAUGAACUAUCAGGCUGGGACUUGGACCUCAAGGCAACCCACGACAAGGACAAGCCGGAGGGUGUUGAGGAUGAGCCAGAGGACCCUUUGGCCGAUGUGGACCUUGAUGAGUACGCGCCGAGUAGUCCUGAGAAUGAGUUUGAGGAGGAGGAAACCACCGAAGCCGUGGAGAUGCGACCCGCUCGUGUAGAUGGUACGGACAAAGAAGAUUGGUGGGAGUUCAGGGAGUCGACAGGAGUAUUGAUUAGACAUCAUGAACUACCACGCAAGGUGUUAUUCCGUCCUACAUCAACCAACGGUUGUCCACUACAUACAGCUAAGUUAGAUGAUACUCGGGUCACGGAGGUGAAGUACGUUGGUGGAGGAGUGGAGACCGAGAUUUCGGACUGGCACGGCCCGAAGUCUGGCUCAAGACCCUUGGACAAGGACUGGACGGGUACAACGAGGUUCCGUAUAUCUCCUGCUGAAAUACCAGAAGAAGAAACAGUUCUACAACAAGAUGAAGAUCAAUGGGAGAAGUUGGUCGGUGACUUGGUACAGCCGGUGGAGAUGGAGACGAUUUACAUGGUGUACCCCAUCAGAGCUAAGCGUGGCGGCGAUGCUAUGUUAGCAAUACAAGAAGCGGUGCUGAGAUUGAAGCUGAUGGGUUUUCCUGUGGCAAGACUGCAUACAGACCGUGGCUCCGAGUAUGCUUCUCGAGGAUUACGACGAUGGCUACUUGAUCACGAUAUCUACCACACCAGGAGCGAAGCAUUGGUACCACAAACCAAUGGUGCAGCAGAAAGGGGGGUGAGGUGGUUUAAGACCCGAGCUAAAGUUCUACUUGCCGAGGCCCAGGUGAAUGUGAAGUUUUGGACUUUGGCUAUGCAACAUGCGGCAAACAGACGCAUCUAUGAUCGCUUGGGAGUCACCAAACCUCAUCUACUACCAUUUGGAUGCAAGGUGAUGAUAAGGCGAAAAAUCUUUGGCAACAACAAGAAGUAUGACCUGACGGACCGCUGGGAAGAGGGAAAGUAUCUGGGAAUGUCGGACACGAUCAAGGGUGGUGCGGUGGUUCUGAGAUCUACGGGCGCACUCACUGAAACGCUGAAUCUGAGAACCGGUGUGGUUGAUCCCAAGGCUCUUCUAGAAGCGGAACAAGACGAAGGAGACAAGGACCUACCAGGGAGAGAUGUUCCUAUCAUCGAUCUACCUGAACCAGAUCAUCGACUCAAAGGAAAAGGAGCCCCUCCAGCAUUAGUCAAGAUGCAAGCAGACCCUAUGUUGGAUGGUGGGGUUGCACCAAAGAAGGCCGCGAGUGGAUGGACGAUGAGAUCCAUGGUUCAAAGACAAGAACAAAAGGCAAAGAUAUUCUAUGACAUGGGGAAGUUUGACCUCAAAUCGUGUGCGGAGGUUUUGGGGGAGAUGGAUUUGGUUGGAACCAUGAAGAACAAGUCGAGAGGAGUACAAACUACUUCCAUGAUUCUUGGGGCCUACGUGCAUGGUGGAAUGAGAGGUGUGACCAAAUCUGGAAGGCGAAGACCACAUCUGACCAAGUAUCUCAACAUGGUGUUGCGGCUACGCGUUGCGGAAGACUUGGGGGAGGAUGGAAGUUGGACUACCAUAGGGGUGUUCAAGGCCGCGGAUAUACCUCCUCAUCGUGAUCUACGGAACCAAGUGGGAUCGUGGAACUAUGUGAUGGAAAUCGGAGGAAAGUCCCGGGCCGGGUUGUGGGUGGCAAAUGGAUCGGGUUCUACAUCAGUGCGUGGAGGAGAAGAUUGGCAGCCACUUGCAAAAGAACAACCAGAUGGAAGGGUACUAGAAGGUAACUUGGUGUGCAUCGGGGGAAAAGCCGUGGCAUUCAACCCGAAGGAGUUUCAUGCCUACCUAGACGAGCUUCCGGAACGUUGGAUUGUGGCUGCGUUUACGCCGUUGGGAGCACCUACACUACCGUCUACGGCAUCAGCCUAUUUAUCAAAGUGUGGGUUUCCUCUCGAAGGUACAGGUGUGGAGCGCUUGACAGUGGAUGAUGAUAGCGUGUCUGAGGAGGAAAGUUCUAUUGAUGAGUCGGAGGUUGAAGUGGCGACAUUGGAACAUCAGAUGAGGGUUCUACGUUGCUCAAUGGAACAGGAGGAUGUCGAGGUGGAGGGUGCGUACAAAGGACUACUAGAAGAAUAUCUUGAAUGGGGAGAAGCACUACUUCGGGAACGACAUCGGCGAGAUCUACGGCAAGUUGCUAAAGUAUCUCCUGGAGCGGCGGUGGAUUAUGAAGUGGAGCCAAUCCUGGAAGGUCUGGCUGGGCCACUGGAGGUGGUACACAACGUGGGCCUACAUGAGGCCCGGCGCAACCUACUUAAGUGGAAGGCUGCGAUCUUGAAAGAAGUCGACGCCCUGGUGCGCAGUGGAACGGUGAGGCGACUAUCCCCAGAACAAGCCAGGGAGCUCAAGGCGCAGGGCAUGGUUGUUCUACCGGGUAAGGCUGUGUUCACAGCUAAACCUCCCAGCGAGCAGCCAGCGGAGGGCCAGGAGAAGUUCCGGCGCAAAUGCCGGAUAGUGGUCUGCGGCAACUACCUUCCUAGUGACAAGGCUAACGUCUACGCUUCGGGAACCUCGGCGGAUGGACUGAGAAUAUCGGUGGCUUUCACAGUAUUAAAGCGAUGGAGAGCAGCAGCUACGGACAUUUCCAACGCCUUUACUCUG
Molecule: messenger RNA, 6057 nt
Organism: Symbiodinium necroappetens
Lineage: Eukaryota; Dinophyceae; Suessiales; Symbiodiniaceae
Source: the annotation of a GenBank genome assembly